This is a messenger RNA of Tachysurus vachellii, 2368 nucleotides long. Its product is annotated as dual specificity phosphatase 29-like. The transcript is spliced from 6 exons. The record is from RefSeq and is a predicted model, not a curated record. Gene Ontology annotation, cellular component: cytoplasm. Gene Ontology annotation, biological process: negative regulation of MAPK cascade; protein dephosphorylation. The coding region runs from base 1066 to 2151 and encodes 361 amino acids. NCBI's taxonomy places the organism in Eukaryota, Metazoa, Chordata, Actinopteri, Siluriformes, Bagridae. Gene Ontology annotation, molecular function: MAP kinase phosphatase activity; protein tyrosine/serine/threonine phosphatase activity.
CAUCAGCAGAGCCAAUAGGAACAUAGGAUACAUCAGCAGAGCCAAUAGGAACAUAGGAUACAUCAGCAGAGCCAAUAGGAACAUAGGAUACAUCAGCAGAGCCAAUAGGAACAUAGGAUACAUCAGCAGAGCCAAUAGGAACAUAGGAUACAUCAGCAGAGCCAAUAGGAAUAUAGGAUACAUACGCAGAGCCAAUAGGAACAUAGGAUACAUCAACAGAGCCAAUAGGAACAUAGGAUACAUCAGCAGAGCCAAUAGGAAUAUAGGAUACAUCAGCAGAGCCAAUAGGAAUAUAGGAUACAUCAGCAGAGCCAAUAGGAACAUAGGAUACAUCAGCAGAACCAAUAGGAACAUAGGAUACAUCAGCAGAGCCAAUAGGAACAUAGGAUACAUCAGCAGAGCCGUUGGUGUUGUUCUGAAACUGAAAAAAUUAAAGUGACGAAUUUCGACAAUUUUUGACACUGUGGUCGUAACCUGCUCUGUAUGACAGAAGGGGCGUGGCCACCAGGGGGUACUGCAGAAUGGUGCAUUUUGGAAAGCGUAAUGUUUAAAGUGGAUGUUUUUUUAUUCAGCCAGGUGAGGCAGGAACUGUGAUGUCAUUUCCUUUAUUUUUAUGUUACAGCUCUUCCAUCUGAUCCUCCUGCUCUCUGUUUGGCUCCUCCCACUUUCACUUCACUGUGCCUGAACAACUAGAUGAGCUUGAGGUUUAAAUAUAUCUUACUGACAGAAACAAGCUCAAAAUAGUGUCAGUGCAACACACACACACCCACACACACACACACACACACACACACACACAACCGGGCUAGUUGGGAAAGAGUGAUAAAAGUGUGUCUCUAGACAAUAACUGUUUAAAGACACUUCGUGUUUGUAGUUAGAUAUACAAAUAAAUAUUCUAGUGGACAAAAGCUUUGACUUUCUGUAUAAUGGACAGAGGACCAGCAGAAGAAAAAGUGGACUCUGGUUAUGAGACCCCACCCACCUGCAUCCUAUUGGACCUCUUGCUGAAAAGCCGCCGCCCUUCAGGCCCAUUUAACGAAGUCUGGCCCAACAUUGUUAUCUCUGAUGCGUAGACACACAGCAACGGAUCUACCGCUGCUGAAGGCCCUGAGAGUGACUCAUGUAGUGAACGCUGCCCAUGGCCCCACCCACAUAGACACAGGCUCCGCCUUUUACUCAGACUCACACAUCCAGUACCAUGGUGUACAGGCUCCAGACAGCAGAGACUUUAACCUGUCAGUUUUUUUCUACACCACAGCUGACUUCAUCCACACUGCUCUGGCGCAGGACUCAGGUAAAGUGUUGGUUCACUGUGCUCGGGGAGUUAGCCGCUCGGCUACGCUAGUGUUAGCAUACCUCAUGAUCUAUGAGCGGCUCACGGUGGCCGAGGCGAUCGAGGCAGUUCGAGGUAACCGGAACAUUCUGCCUAAUGUUGGAUUUCUGGAACAACUACGAGAUCUGGAUGUUAGACUCAGUCUGCAGAGGAAAAACAUAAAAACAAGCUCAUCCAGAGGACAAAUGGCAUCUAAUGGUUCAAAGUUUGGCCUGAAGGCAGAUGUUCCUGAGGACAAACAAGAAUACGUGACACCCAGUAACUAUGAGCUGGAGAAGCUGCUAUCACGUAGCACUGUAGCGUAUACACACGUCAACGAAGUGUGGCCAAACCUCUUCAUAGGAGACGAGCAGACAGCCCGGAACCGUUACGGGUUAGAGAAACUGGGUGUGACGCACGUUCUGAAUGCUGCAGAAGGUGAGAGGAACAGUGUGUGUACUGGAGCUGGUUACUAUAGCAACAUGGACAUAGAGUAUUAUGGUAUUGAGGCAGAAGACAUUCCUUCGUUCAACAUCAGUGUACACUUCUUCUCUACGGCUGAGUAUAUGAGACACAUCCUGAGUAACACACAGAACAAGCUACUAGUACACUGUGUAAUGGGACGCAGCCGCUCGGCCACGCUGGUCCUCGCCUACCUGAUGAUCGAGGAGAUGAUGACGCUGGUGAAGGCCAUCGAGCAGGUGAAGCACCACAGGCAGAUCAUCCCUAACCGGGGCUUCCUGAAGCAGCUGAGGGACCUCGACAUGUUCCUUGUAGAGCAGAGGCAUGAACACACACACUCUCUGACUGCAGAAGGUUCGGAGACGACUAAUCAAUAACACCAACACACACCCGAAGGACGUGUGAGCGCUUCAUCAAUAUUUUAUCAAUUACUGACAUCUAGUAAAUGUUCCACACUUCUGUGCUACAACCUACACGGAGCUGCACACCUCUGUAAUAAAGUCAUGAGUCAUUAUAACAGAAGUAAUUAACUCUAUUAUUAAAUCUUUACACUGUUCAAUAAAUAAAUCUGUCCUGUAAUCUGUUUAUUAUCUG